ACAUGUUAUCUGUGGUAGCAAGUGAUAGCAAGAUUGAUUUUUGUUGGGAUUCGGUAAACCAGCUGUUAGCUGCAACGACUGCAUUGCGCCUGCCUGAACUUUAAUGCACUAAAAAAGCUAUCUGAGUCUGAGCCCCGGAUACAAUUUGAGCCAGUUUGCGUUCUGCUAUCAUCAUGAGUGCCGCCGCAGUUGACGAGAGAGUUUAUGAAGAGCUUCAAGCUCUGGAGGCGAUAUUUGCCCCAGACAUCGUAAUAAAACGAGAGGAUGGGGUACCGAAAAGUGUUGAAAUAAACGUCCUUCCUUCUACUGGUGAUAAGAGCGAUGAACAAUAUGUUCGCUUAACUCUGGAGGUAUACCUAACUCCUGAAUAUCCAGACAGCAGCCCCAAGGUCAUCAUGAGGAACCCCCGAGGUCUUGAUGAUAGGAUUUUAUCUUGCAUUCAAUCAGAUAUAGAAGACAAGUUGCUGGAAAACAUUGGGCACCUGAUUGUUUAUGAACUGAUUGAGAUGGUAAGGGAAUGCCUCACGCAAUGCAACCUGCCUCGUGGGCAAUGCGUCAUCUGCCUUCACGGGUUUGUCAAGGGCGACGUCUUCAUCAAGACGCCCUGUUUCCAUUAUUUCCAUAGCCAGUGCUUGUCGAAACACUUCAUUGCUGGGAAGAAGUACUAUGAAGAAGAAAUAGAUAAGCUACCCACAUGGCAAAAGAUUGAGGCCAAGCCGUAUCAGCAAACUUGCCCUGUCUGCCGUUCGACUGUACAAUUUAAUGUGGAUGAGCUGAAGAAAGCACCACCACCAGUGGAAUCUAUUGACGCUCAACCAUUCCACCUUACUGAUGAAAUACGGGCUAUGCAAGAACGCAUGGCGGCCCUGAUGGCGCAUCAAUUAGCUCGCGGUGGGGUGAUUGGAGUUGGUGAUACUGAACCUCCACCGCUCAUCAUCACCGAUCCUGCUGAUCAGGAGGAGCCCAAGUCGUCCACGAGCGGCACGCAGAACGCGCCCAAGCCGGAGACGUCCAGUAGCGUGCGGGCCACGGGCAACUCCAACGCGUCCGUAGCGCCCGCUUCCCCCACCCGCCCGCCGUACCGCGGCCCGUAUAGGGGUUUCAACCGCCGCGGCAAACCCGGCCGGCGCGGGCGCGGCGGUUCGCGGUGACCCGCAUCGCCAACCGACCCGCCCGCCACGCCCUAGCGACCUAGCACACGCGCGAGCCCCACCGCACACACGCACGGACAGACGGACAAACGUACACACGAACAAACAUAUGAUCAUACAGACGAGCAUAUAGAUAAACAUACACUUACAUACAGACAUACAGAUGAAUGUACACACGAACAACAUAACACUACAGAUUGUUCGUAUAACUUGAUGAAUAUAUGCCAGCAAAAUUUCGAAAUAAACAAACGCACACGGAAACAACUUGACACUAUAUAUUGGCGAUAUACGAGUGAUGUGAUAAACAUAUACCGUUUAGUAGUAUUUGGGGGUAGUUGCAAAAAAAUUCUAGCAAAAUACCCGCUUUUUGGUGUAUUUGCUGGUAUUGGCAAAUAUUUUGUUCCAGAAUACAAUCUAUUUGACAAAUUUGUUGGUUUAACUCUGUGCUGCCGAUAUAAAGCAGUUACUUGCAAAAAAAUUCUUGUCAAUUGCCUGCAAUUUUUCGAUCAGGCGGGUUUUGGCAAGAGUUCUUGUUCCGAAUACCCUCAAUUUGACAACGGUGCGGGCGUCUAUUCGUCAAGUAGUAUCCACUAUGGUGAAUUUCUUUUUAACAUUCUACAUUUUAACAAACAGACUAUAUUCUACUAUAUCGUUAUUUUUCGACGUUUUUUCAAAGAGUUGUGUUCUAUUUUCAUGUUCAAUUUAGUAACGAGACGUUGUAAUGAUUACGAGAAAAUCAGCUUUAAAUUGAAAGUUUUAAAACACAUAUUCGAUUACCGUUUAGUAAACGUCGGACUGCUCAAUUACGUGACUUUUAAAGUCGUCGAUCGAGAAUCGAAAAUCGAUUUUACGUAUAUGCUAUUAAUAAGUUCCUAUACAGGGUCCCUUUUUAAGUUAACCGACUCAGUCGGAGUAUACAGACUGACGAUUUACCUAAUACGUACGUUUUGUAUUACCAAAAACUAACAGCAAAAUAUAUAAGCUUUUUUACACUAUAAUCCUCGUAUGCCUUAAUUAUUUGCUAUUAGAAAGCUGGCGUCCUUGAUCAGUUAUUAAUUAAAUUAAUCUAUCGCUACUAAGUAACCUUCCACCCCCUCCCAAUCCGCAGUUAAUAUAAUCGAUUUUUGAUUCUGAAACGUAGUCUGUUAAAAAGAAUUCAUCGAAUUGCUUUUAAAGUUCACAUUACAUCGGCAAGAUUUCUGCAGAUUUAUCACAAAAUGUACUGACACAUUGAUAUUGUUCAAGCGAAAUUGAUCCUUCGAUACCUUAAAAUAAUAUAACUCCAUGGUCAGUCUGCAUAGCAAACCCGCAGUAUUAAAACCUCUUAAAAAAACAUAGAAAAAAAGGACUGCGUGGUUUGAAACAAUUUACGGGCGGCUUCAAAUUUAUAAGUGUUUAUAAUAGUUAAUGUUAUAUAAUGUAUACCUACCAUUGUAUCGCAAAUAUAAGUGUUGUGUGUAGUUUUAUUGACAUACUAUACGCACAAAGUGAAUUAUUAAUAUAUUAAGAGUCUCUAGUCCUUCAACGGACAACAGUUGUGUAUGAAAGAAUUAUUUUAAACGAAAUGAUUGUGACUCGAUCAAUCGAAUCUUCUUUUACCGUAAAUGAGUUUCGUGCUUGUUUCUCAAAACUGCAAUGUAUUGAUGUCAUUACAUGUUGUUAUGUUUCUAUCGGCAUUAAAUACCAUAUAAAUUAAUGAUAUAAUGAUAAUAAUUAUCUAUAUAAAAAUGUAAUAGAAGUAAACUUAUACUAGUAAAUUGUAUUGCUUUGAUAAUUAAUUGGCGUUAUACUUGUAUGUUUUAUAAAUUUUAAUAAUUUUACAUUUUAGAAGCAUUAAAAUAUCUUACCUAUUAUUUAAUAUUUUCGCUGGCGUAACUUGAUAUGCGCAAUGAUAACAAAUCAUGAACGUUAUGCUUUAAUUAAAGACAAUUUAGAAUAAUAUAGAUAAGAUAAAUUUACAAAUUUACUCUUUUCGUGUAAAAUAUUAGUAUAAAUAUCUAGAAGGUGGAUCUGUUAUAUGCGGGUCGCAGGUAGUAACGCUGCUAUAAAUUUAAUCGAUGCAUUGUAUCUCGACUGUACUAUCUGCUUUUCCUAAGAUCAUCUGUUACGUCUGUCUCUGUAGCCAGCCUUGUGAAACUCGAUGAUUGCAUUGCACUCGAUAAUUCGAAUGAUCUGCUGUUCCUACAAUUAACUGCUACUACAACUUACUACUUACUACCUACUAUUUACUACCUACCUAUUUACCUACUUUUCUGCACACCUAUCUUGUGCUUCAACAAAAAUCCACAUCGUCUAGAUCGUAAUUGUCGACUAAUGCUACGGUUUCCGGCGUUGGUAUCAAGCGUAGAGAUUUUUUAAAGUCUAGCCAAAAAAUUGUAGUCUUCAUAUAUGUAUCAGAGAUAUAAUUCUGUAUGUAUUUCAAAGAUAAUGUAAUCCUCUAGUGUUAGAUAGAUAAGUGUGUUAUAAAUUUGAAGUCGCCCCCUACAGUAUACAGUAAUGGUGGGGCUGCACAAAUAAUGUUAAAUUCAAUGUACUCGUAGCUUAAGAUACGGUUCUGUGACGCGUCCUAGUCAUCCCCUAGAUUCCAAGUUAAUGUUAAUAUAAGUGACCCUUGAAUGUAUGUUUGUUUACGUAAAGGAUGAAACGGAAAGUGAUGCAUGGAAAAUUAGCAUAUAGGCUAUUUCUGACAAAAUUAUGGUACUUUAAAAUUGUCAUAAUUACAAAUAAACAUCUGUUUUAUUCUGAGAUUCAAGGAAAAUUGAUAAUUUCUACGAAUUGUCUAUGUUAAGCUUAAAUAGACAAUUAACAUGUUCCGCCGUUUCGUCCUUUGCUUCUAUAGCCAUUGUCAGUGAUUCAAAUAAUUUUUUAAAAUAAGGGAUCGUUCGCAGAAAUAUUCCUAUUAAUUUACUGAAGAACUCACUCAUAGUAAUUGUUCGGUAAGUUUAAUUUGAAAGCUGUACGUACUUGUAUGGUAUUUUAUGAAGAGAUUGGACCGCUAUCCUUAUUCAAUGUAUGGCAUUAGAGAAAGACGAAACAUCCAACGGGCUUGUAAAACCGUUCUAUAGUAGACGCAGUACGAUGCAGCGAGUAUAAUAAUUGAUCUGUAUAUUUUUAAGGCUUCUUUUUAAACGGACGUCAUGCUUCUUGCAUAAUGCUUAUGACGAGAAUCAGUCAGAGAGUGUGUCAUACGCUGGCUUGAUAAUUUCCUCAAGCUACUCGUCAAGCGGCAUGAACGUCUUAGAAAUCACUGAAAAUGGCUUAGUACUUUAAUAGGAAUGUGCACUUUGCUACAAUGAGGAUAGAGUUCAAUGCAGCUUGGCAGUUUAUGUAUCUCAGAUACGAUUUUUACCAUUUUUAUUUAUAGUUUAAGUAUAGCGGCGUACUAGUGUAUGGCUGACGGGAUAUUUAUAUUUAAGUUUUGUAAAUACGGCUAAGACUGUUUUAUAGUUUAAUUUGUACUUAUUUAUUAUUUAGGUUUAGUAAGGGCUAGCUUUUGAAUUAAUUGUUCAAGGCUCAUAGAAUUGUUUAAAUGCAGAUCAUUCCACACAAUAUCAAGACGCUUAUAUAGGUUUAUAUUUUAAAGCAUAACUCAUAGAUUAAGUAUAACUCGUAAUAAUAUUUUAAAAGCUUCAAACUUCAUUCUAAACUCUUUUGAUAUAAAUUUGCCUUUUUGAAUAUUUGAAAAAGGAAUGGUAUAAUGCAUUAGAUAUGUUUUAAUUAUAAACAUUUCAAAGAUAACAUAGAUUUAGCUAGCCCUAUGUUUGUGUCCGUAGAUUAUAUUAAGUUUAUAUUUGAGCAAUCUUGCAGCUUUAAUAAAUGAACAUUGAAUUGUAAAUUCAUGUACCAUUGUAAUACUUCAUGUAUGUAUUUUAAUAUUUAGCAACGACUUUGUUUGCAUCAACAUUGGUAGAAUAAAAUUUUAACGAAUUUCUGUAGGUGUCCUGUAUCUGAUGUACUAUGCUCAAUGGCAUUUAUAGUUUUGCAUGCAGGUGUAGUAAUAUGAAUUCUUAGGCUCCUGAACUAGCUUAAAACUAUGUCUCAGGAGCUAUCACAUUAUUAUGCACUGUUCACAUCAAAAAAAUUAUCAACAAACAACUGUUACAUUCUUCGCACAGCGGACAUUUGCCGCACUGCUAAUGACGUCACUGUGUCUAUGAAAAUAUAAUCUUAGUAAGCACGUUUGCGGUUUGCAAAGGAAGGCGGGUCAUGUCAGUCAGGGUUGUAAACACAGAGUUUUUUAAAUUUAUCUAAUAGAAUUUAUAUGCGUCGGGGAUUUUAUGAGUAUUUUUAUGUCAUUAACGUAUGCAUAACUUCCAUUGAGCAUAGAACACAUGCGGGCAGCUUGUAUAAAAUGUACAUCGGCAAUGAUGCCUGUUUUAUCAAUGAUCUUCGAAAUUGUUUAUAGGCUUUUAUUUUUCGCGAUAGUAACUUAAGAUAUGAUAAAUAGUUAUUUUUCUUCUUUCGAAUGAUAUUGUGAAUUAUUUAAUUUUUAAUUACUAUUAAUACGCGGGAAGUUUGGGACCGGAAGGUACUUAGAUAUUUAGUGUUCGUGAAUUUAAUCUAAUUCAAAUCUCAGCGUUUGCUGAAUCUUUUAAAUUAGUAUGUAAUUUUACAAUGUUUCGCUAUUGGGUUAACUACAUGAACGUGAUAUAAUCCAUAUUUUACACCUGUCAUCAUCAUCAGUCCAUAUUUUACCCACUACUGGGACACAUCUGUUAUGAGGGUUAAGGACUUUUGGCCUAAUCCACUGGUGUGGCCAAUUGCGAGCUGGAAGAUGUCACAUUUCAUCGAUCUUUUUAUUCUUGGACGUGCCAGUUUCUUCACGAUGUCUUCACCGUUUCGAGCAUUGGUGAUGUCGCGAACCACCACAGAGGUCCCAACCAGGAAGCCACCACUGCUCUUACAUCUAUAGUGUUGCCUUAUUCGUUCCAAUGUCGAAUGUUUGAAAAAAGACUUGUUAUAAUUAUAAAGAGAUCGAGACCAUUGAGUAGAUAGUUAAAUAAUUUGAUAUAAUCUGUGGAUGAAUAUUAUAUCUCAUUAAACAUCGACAUAUUUGAUCGAAUAAGUUAACUAUUUAUAUGCAUAAGCGCUCCAAUCUGAAUAUGGUUCACUUACAAAAGCAAAUCUUCAUUGCUAGUUCAAGUAGUCAACCAUAGCGUUAAUAAUAUUUGUAGCUAUAUAUCUAUUAAUGUUAAUGUAUCGCAUAUGGAACGUGUAUUCGGUAAUUGUCAGUUUCGUAAUGUUAUGUCUAUGUAUUAGAUACCUAUGAAAAUAAAUUUAACCAAAGA
Zerene cesonia (dogface butterfly) is the source of this 6439-nucleotide messenger RNA. RefSeq names its product E3 ubiquitin-protein ligase RNF25. Gene Ontology annotation, cellular component: nucleus. Gene Ontology annotation, molecular function: protein binding; ubiquitin protein ligase activity. The record is from RefSeq and is a predicted model, not a curated record. The coding region runs from base 174 to 1151 and encodes 325 amino acids. Lineage: Eukaryota; Metazoa; Arthropoda; Insecta; Lepidoptera; Pieridae. The transcript has 7 exons. Gene Ontology annotation, biological process: protein ubiquitination.